AGGGGGAGGAGAGAGUACGGAUGCUCGGCACAUCAUCCCGGAGAGCGGACCACCGAGGUGCUGCCGCUCCUGCUUCCGCUGCUGCGCUGCUUGUGUCCCACCUGAAGCCACAUGAGCCAGCCUCACUCCGAGACGGAAUCAAAGGAAAGCGACAAGCCAACGUAAAGUGACAUCGUGUUGGACAGAAAAUGGCACUCUACUGGAGUCUGCUGCUGGUUUUCCUGUUCGCCGUCCUGGCUCCGUUACAAGGCACCGAUCCUGCUGCUCCACAUGGCAAGAGGAGAAAGGCACAAGCCUCAGCAGGAAGCAGUAAUUCCUUACAGUACCCUGUUCAAGUUCUGCAGAGCCAAAGUUAUGGCAGGGAUCGCGGGGGGCACGGCAGCCAGAGGACCCGUUCUGCUAAAGGCGGAGCUGGACUCCUCUCUCACAGGGCCCUUCAUCCUCUGCCCAGGCCCGAUGAUGAGGAGACAGGCCUGGAGGGUCUGAACCCAGUGAGAGUUGAAAUAGGCCCAGGUAGAGACCGAGCUCGACUGAGUGUAAAGAGUUCAUCCCAGAACCAGGAAAACAAGAGCAAGGAAAACCAGCUUGUAGUUACACGAAAGGGAAGAGGGCAUGGGAACGGGCACAGGCACCCUUUAGAGAACAAGAGACAAGGGAGUCGACGGGACAAGGUGCGACACAAGAAAGGGUUUCUCUCGGGGCCCGAGACCAGCUCUGCGUUCAAGGACAGAUACCAAUUCGAGGAUCCUCCCCCCGCCUCAGCCUCGCCAUCCACCUCCCCCUCCCUUGACGUGACCCCACCCAGUGAACCCCCCUCCCCCAUCUUCAGCCUCUUUGACUCUGACUCCUCCAUGGUUACCACGGCGACGGACGAGCAUCCCCCAACGCUUCCCCCGGCCUCCACCAAACCCCAGAAGUCUGCACAUGGACAAGGAGAGGUGAUGCCAACGUUGGACAUGGCGCUCUUUGACUGGACGGAUUAUGAAGACAUGAAGCCCGUGGACGCCUGGCCAUCCUCCAGAAAGAAAGACAAAAGACGGAGUAAAAACCUCAGCAGUGGAAAUGUGACUGCAGGUGCGGAUGCAGUCGAGCCAUGUGACCACCAUCUGGACUGUCUCCCAGGUUCUUGCUGUGACCUGAGACAACAUGAGUGCAAACCUCACAACCGAGGCCUGAACAACAAAUGCUACGAUGACUGCAUGUGUGAGGACGGAUUUCGUUGUUAUGCUAAAUUUCAUCGGAAGCGACGUGUGACCAGGAGGAGGGGCCGCUGCGUCGUGCCAGAGUCAGUCAGCAGUGACCAAGGAGGCUUCAUCACCGUAUGAAAAUAAGAGAAGGACAAGAUGGGGGAUGAGCAUGAGGAAUAAACAUGUGACUACUAUGACAAAUACAACAGCACAGCCAUGACGCUUCUAAAGGAAUAAGUGCUUAAAGGUGAUCUCUUGCUGUGUUUUAUUGUUCUAAUGUGGAUCAGUCCCAGCAGGUCAGCAUCUUUAAGUACCUUGUUUCACCAUAAAAAAAAACAAAAAAAAA
Messenger RNA from Fundulus heteroclitus (mummichog), 1533 nucleotides. RefSeq names its product dorsal inhibitory axon guidance protein (gene draxina). Lineage: Eukaryota; Metazoa; Chordata; Actinopteri; Cyprinodontiformes; Fundulidae. Gene Ontology annotation, cellular component: extracellular region. The record is from RefSeq and is a predicted model, not a curated record. Gene Ontology annotation, biological process: Wnt signaling pathway; axon guidance. The transcript is spliced from 7 exons. Bases 189 to 1325 code for a protein of 378 amino acids.